AAGGGAAAGCUUCAAAUGCUCUGUCUCUUCCACUUCUCUCCACAAGAAAAGCAGCAACCUUAAUUCCUUAAGCUUUACCAAACUCAAAAACCCUCCAUCCAUUUCAAUUUCUACCCUUUUAUUUUUGUAUAUUUUCCUCAAUUUCUACCCUAAUUUUUCGGAUUUUCAUGUUCUUCUCCAAUUGCUCUGGAGCACAAUCAUUACGGUAAAUUCAAUUUCAAUCAAUUUCUUUACUCUUUUUUUUUUAAAAAAAAUAUUUAGAUUAGAUUGAAUUUCUCUAAUGGGUACCUUAGUUUUCUUACCAAAGUACAAAAAUUACAUCAUUUUCUUGAACAUCUCGUUUCUGUUAGUGGGAUGCGCUUUCUUGGUCGUACAUUCCUAUGCUCCAGAUUUUCUGGUUCUAAGCACUUCUGAGAUAAGCACUUCUGGGGUUUCCAGAUUUUCUGGUUCACUAGAUUGCAAGGGUUUUCUUAGUUUAGAUGACUACAAAGCAAAGUGCUUUUACCUUAAAUCCAACAACCCAUGUGUCUCCCAAGGCUACAUAAACUAUCUUAACAUUUUCUACUGCAAUUUUGGAACUUUUCCUCAAUUGGGUUAUUGCUGUAUGUUUCUUUGGCUUCUGGUUUUGUUCUAUGUGUUGGGGAACACAGCUUCUGAGUACUUUUGCUCUUCACUUGAUAGUUUGUCUAGGUUGUUAAAAUUGUCCCCUACAAUUGCUGGGGUAACCCUGCUUUCUCUUGGCAAUGGAGCCCCUGAUGUGUUUUCCAGUCUUGUUUCGUUUAUGGGUGGCGGGACGGGUGAAAUUGGUCUUAAUACAGUUUUGGGCGGUGCUUCCUUUGUGUCGUGUGCUGUGGUUGGAAUCUUAAGCAUUUCAAUGCGCAAAAGGCGCAUUCGAGUUCACAAAGCGGACUUUGUGAGAGAUAUUUGCUUCUACCUUUUGGUCAUUGUAUGUUUGGGUGUUAUCUUGAUUCACAAGGAAAUAGAUGUGUGGGCUGCAAUGGCUUUCUCUUCGCUCUAUAUUGCUUAUGUAAUUGUGGUUUACGUCUCACACAAGCAUUGGAAGAAAAGCGUAGAAUUGAGCUGUAAUUCGAGCAAUGAGAGUGACUUGACUGUGCCAAUUCUAAGCAGCAUUGAAGAGGAAGAUCUCAGUGCUGCAGAGGAAGGAGCUGCACAAGGCAGUUCUGAAGUAGUAGAAGUCAAGAAAUGCUGCUCUAAUCUUAGAUCAUCAGUUUUUAUUCGCACGCUGAUUUUCAUACUUGAGCUGCCGCUUUAUCUGCCUAGGAGAUUGACUAUUCCUGUUGUUUGUGAAGAAAGAUGGUGUAAGCCAUAUGUAGUUGCUUCAGUGACACUAGCACCAGUGCUUUUGUCAACACUUUGGAACCAUCAAUUUGGAAAUUUUAGCUUCAAGACAAAGCUUGCCAUCUAUAUUAUCGGUUUGAUUUUUGGAAUCACUUUUGGGAUUGUUGCUUUUUUGACAACUGAGAAGUCAAGCCCACCAAAAAAGUGCUUAUUUCCUUGGCUUGCCGCAGGGUUUGUAAUGAGUGUUACUUGGAGUUACCUUACAGCUCAAGAAUUGGUAGGGUUGUUAGUUUCAAUAGGGUACAUAUCAGGUGUGAGUCCUUCAAUAUUAGGGCUGACAGUCCUUGCUUGGGGCAACUCACUUGGGGACUUGAUUACAAAUUUGACAAUGGCUUUGAAUGGUGGAGCAGAAGGAGCUCAGAUUGCAUUUUCAGCAUGUUAUGCUGGUCCUAUCUUCAACACUCUGUUUGGAUUAGGGUUAUCGCUUGUUGGCUCAGCUUGGUCUAAAUUUCCGUCACCUGUUUUGAUCCAGAGUGAUGCAUACCUCUUGGAGACCGUUGGUUUCUUGGUUGGCGGCUUGCUUUGGGCACUCGUGGUUCUACCCAGGAGAGGUAUGAGGCUUGAUGGGGUGUUGGGAGGUGGGCUUUUGGUUGCGUACAUCGGUUCCAUGUCUUUAAGGUUGAUUCAAACACUUUGGUAGUAUGAGUUAAUCCUGUAAACUUUUAACUAGUUAAUGUAAAUAUAGUUACUUACAAGCUUUGUGUUGUGUGGUUGAGACACUAAGUUAAUUGCAGCUUUUGUUUAGCUUGAUUUGAGGUGGUAAGUGUAGUUGACAAGCCUUUAAUUAGUGAAAAGAAAUGUGUACGUUGAA
Messenger RNA from Pyrus x bretschneideri (Chinese white pear), 2170 nucleotides. RefSeq names its product cation/calcium exchanger 2-like. Gene Ontology annotation, biological process: transmembrane transport; monoatomic cation transport. Gene Ontology annotation, cellular component: membrane. NCBI's taxonomy places the organism in Eukaryota, Viridiplantae, Streptophyta, Magnoliopsida, Rosales, Rosaceae. Gene Ontology annotation, molecular function: monoatomic cation transmembrane transporter activity. The transcript has a single exon. The coding region runs from base 281 to 1999 and encodes 572 amino acids. The record is from RefSeq and is a predicted model, not a curated record.